Messenger RNA from Eimeria necatrix, 2656 nucleotides. RefSeq names its product nucleolar RNA helicase, putative. The record is from RefSeq and is a predicted model, not a curated record. Lineage: Eukaryota; Apicomplexa; Conoidasida; Eucoccidiorida; Eimeriidae. The annotation marks the transcript as partial. Gene Ontology annotation, molecular function: ATP binding; nucleic acid binding. The transcript is spliced from 3 exons.
GGAAGCAGUGCAGCAGCAGCAGCAGCAACAGCAGCAGCAGCAGCAGCAGCAACAGCAGCAGCAGCAGCAGCAACAGCAGCAGCAGCAGCAGCAGCAGCAGCAGCAGCAGCAGCAGCAACAGCAGCAGCAAUUCUUAGAUUUGAUUUGCCGCGCGAAGACAGGCACAGGCAAAACUUUGGCUUUUUGUUUGCCUUUGGUGGAAAAGUACUUUUCUGGAAAAGAGUCCAGCAGCAGCAGCAGCAGCAGCAGCAGCAGCAGAAGCAGCAGCAGCAGCAGCAGCAGCAGCAGAAGGGGCUUCCUGCGCAGAAAGGGCACUCCAGAGAUGAAGGUGCUGAUAGUGCUGCCGACGCGGGAGUUGGCGCAGCAGGUGUACGAACAGCUGCAGCAGCUGUCUGUGGGGCGCUUCAGCAGCAUUUGUCUCUUUGGGGGUUCUUCGGAGCAGCAGCAGCAGCAGCAGCUGCAGCAGCAAGCAGCAGAAGCUUGUGUCGGUACACCCGGGAGGCUUUUGGACUUCAUUCAAAGAGCUGUAGUGACACUCCAGGGUGUACAGACAGCUGUCUUGGACGAAGCAGACAGACUCCUCGAAAUGGGAUUUAAAGAUGACAUUGAAACCAUUCUCAACAGCAUCAACCAGCAGCAGCAGCAGCAGCAGCAGCAGCAGCAGCAGCAGCAGCAGCAGCAGCAGCGGGGUCCGAACAGCUUUCAGCUGCUGCUGUUUACUGCAACAUUUCCGCCUUGGGCUCAAAAGCUGUCGAAGGCUUAUUUGAAGAGCGACAGAGCCUUUGUGGACAUAACUGCGCUGCAGCAGCAGCAGCAGCAGCAGCAGCAGCAGCAGCCGGGAGCAGCAGCAGCAGCAGCAGCAACGAUAACGCACCUCGCGAUCCAGUGUCCGUACAGCUCGCGGGCCGCGGUGCUGCCGCUGCUGCUGUGGCUGUACGGGUCUGCUGCUGACUGGGGCGCAGCAGCAGCAGCAGCAGGGGCGCCGGCCGGCGCAGCAGCAGCAGCAGCAGCAGCAGCAGCAGCAGCAGCAGCGGGAGACGAGGGCCUGAGCGUGGUGUUCUGCGAAACGAAGCAGCAGGCGUGCGAGCUGUCGCUGCUGCCGGCGCUGCGCUGCUGCUGCUGCUGCUUGCACGGAGACAUGCAGCAGCAGCAGCGGGAAGCAGCUCUUGCUGCUUUCAAAAAAAAAGAAAUUAAAUGUCUCCUCGCUACAGAUCUUGCUGCUAGAGGUUUGGACAUAAAGUGUCUCCGUUUGGUGCUGCAGUUGUCUGCGCCGCGGGACGCUGCGGUGUACGUACACCGCGCGGGCCGCACGGGCCGCAGCAGCAGCAGCAGCAGCAGCAGCAGCGGCUGCAGCAUUUUGCUCUAUUCCCCCAAAGAUGCUGCUUUUCUUGCUGCUCUCGAAGCAAAAGAAAACUUUUCUUUCUACAGAGUCGGAGUGCCGCAGCAGCAGCUGCUGCUGCAGGCCCGCAGCAAAGCCAAGCUGCAGCAACUCUGGCCCUCCCUCUCCCUCGACCCCCCCCCCCAAGCAGCAGCAGCGCAGCAGCAGCAGCAGCAGCAGCAGCAGCAGGGGCUGCAGGCCAUCGUCGCCGCAGCCGCGCAGCAGCUGCUGCAGACCGAGCAGCCGCAGCAGCUCGUCGAGACCCUCCUGCUGCACCUGCUGCAGCCCGGCGCCGGCGCCCCUGCUGCUGCAGCAGCAGACACUGCAGCAGCAGCAGCAGCAGCAGCAGCAGCAGCAGCAGACAUCUCCGCACUCUCGGGAAGACCCGGCUUUGUCUCCUACACUUUGACUUUUAAACCUCCUCCGAAAGUUCCUUUAAAAGGCUCCAGUGCUUAUGUGUGGCGGGCGCUGAAGAGCAGCGCAGCAAAAGCAGCAGCAGCAGCAGCAGCAGCAGCAGGCACCCCAGCAGCAGCAGCAGCAGCAGCAGCAGAACAACUCAUCGACCAAAUCCAGGGAAUGACCCUCACACUCAAGGGAGACGGAGCUCUCUUCGAAGUCCCAGCAGCAGCAAAACAACAAUUCGAAGAGUUGCUGCUGCAGCAGCCCCACACUGCAGCAAACGCCCGCAGCAGCAAAGCCAGCAGCAGCAGCAGCAGCAGCAGCAGCAGCAGCAGCAGGGGGUUCGUGAUUGAGCUCACGCAGCACCUCCCCCCGCUGCAGGACGCCCUCUACUUGGCGAGGCAGCAGCUGCAGCAGCAGCAGCAGCAGCAGCAGCAGCAGCACAAGCUGAAGCUAACAAAUCCAAACCACAUUUCUGCCCGAGCACUGGCAAGAGGGGGGAAGGGCUUUUCAAGCUCCAAUAGAAGCAGCAGCAGCAGCAGCAGCAGCAGAUUCAGCAGCAGCAGCAGCAGCAGCAACAGCAGGGGCAGCUUUGGCGGCAGCAGCGGCAGCAGCAGCAGCAGAUUCGGCAGCAGCAGCAGCAACAACAGAUUCGGCAACAGCAGCAGCAACAACAGACUCGGCAACGGCAACAGCAGCAACAGAUCCAGCAGCAGCAGCAGCAGAUUCGGCAGCAGCAACAGCAGCAGCAGCAGCAGCAGCAGCAGCAGCAGCAGCAGAUUCGGCAGCAAGAGAAGCGAAGAAGACACAUUUAAAAAGAGGCAAUUUGGGGCCCCCAGGGCCGGCGAGCAGCAAAUAAAGAAACAGAGAAUGAAAUAA